AUUUUCUGGUGGCUCCAUUCAAAUUUGAGGAAAUCACUCUACAAUUGAAUUUUUUUUUUACUUUGCUCUUAUAUCCUGUAGUAUCUUUUGCUUGUCAGCCAAAAUAAUCACCAUUGCCUGCUUUCUCCUCAGUUGGAUUCUUUGCUUUUGAUGUUCCCUUUUACUUACUCUCCUCCUAUGGCAGCAACUUCUGGCUCUAAAGACCCAUCUGUAUCUGAAACAGAGCUUGGUUUUGGAGCCCCCCUGAAAUGUUCUUUAGAGCCAGGAGAAGAAAAAUUUAUGGAUUGUCAAGUCUGAACCUGGUGGCCUUAGUCCUUCAGGUGAAACACUGUGCGACAUGGGAAAGAAAACCAAGCGGACAGCUGACAGUUCAUCUUCAGAAGAUGAGGAGGAGUAUGUCGUGGAGAAGGUGCUAGAUAGGCGCGUGGUUAAGGGGCAAGUGGAGUAUCUACUGAAGUGGAAAGGCUUUUCUGAGGAGCACAACACUUGGGAACCUGAGAAGAACCUGGAUUGCCCUGAGCUAAUUUCUGAGUUUAUGAAAAAGUAUAAGAAAAUGAAGGAGGGUGAAAAUAACAAACCCAGGGAGAAGUCAGAAAGUAACAAAAGGAAAUCCAAUUUCUCAAACAGUGCUGAUGAUAUCAAAUCCAAAAAAAAGAGAGAGCAGAGCAAUGAUAUUGCUCGGGGCUUUGAGAGAGGACUGGAGCCAGAGAAGAUCAUUGGGGCAACAGAUUCCUGUGGCGAUUUAAUGUUCCUAAUGAAAUGGAAAGACACAGAUGAAGCAGACCUGGUUCUUGCAAAAGAAGCUAAUGUGAAAUGCCCACAGAUUGUGAUAGCAUUUUAUGAAGAGAGACUGACGUGGCAUGCCUAUCCUGAAGAUGCGGAAAACAAAGAGAAAGAAACAGCAAAGAGCUAAAGGAGGGGGUGGUCUCUGUUAUUUCUCUUUGUACAUAAUACAUUCACCUCCCUGCCUCCUCUCCCCUCUACCCACCCCUUCUAUCCUAAACACAUCCAUAAAAAAAAUGUGCUUAUCACUGUGCUCCACGGGAGAAAUGUUGGUAUUGGUUCUCUUGUAACAUAACUGAUGGUCUGAUUCAUGAUAAGUGUCUAUGUGAAGAUCAGGCAUUUACAUACUGUGUGUAAUUCCCACUAUCUUUUCCUUUGCCCUUAUCUCUUCCUUCUGUUCCCCUGUGACCUCAAAAUGAGUUUUAACUUUUAAUCACCAUAGAGUCUUGAUCUUUUCAAGAUUGGUCACUUUUUAGAUUAGGGGAUUUUGUUACACUGAUGGUGAAUUUUGGUUUCUUGCUUUGGUUCGUAGAACAUGUUAUGACCAGCUGGCCUUUGUUUUGAGAUAUUGGGAUGGAAGGGAUGUUGCCCAUCUUUUUAAAAAGCCAACAGCAACUGCCUACCUUCUGGGGCUUUCCCAAUCUCAUUCGGCCCUACCCAAGAGAAUACAGGGUUCUUGGAGUGGUCUUCUAGGCCGCCCUCUGUUGUUCAUCCUCACCCAUCUUUCCAGAAUAAUUCCAUCCUUUCGAGGACUGGAAAAUUUACAGUGAAAUUUGUUGAGGCACUCCAUUAACCCCAGGACUUUUGGCCUUGUUUCUUAGCAUUAGCAAUCCCUGAUUCUGCUUCUGCAAGGUGGUGUCAGUCUGCCAUAACGUGACAAGAUCAUUAGCUGUGGAGUUUUUAGCUAUAGUACAUGAGGAUGAUGGGGUAGGGGUAGUAUACACUUGGCUUUAUUAGUAUCACAUAUGGAACAUAUGUAUUAUUUCCUUCUAUUCUUCAUAUUUGGACUUUGUAUUUAUGUAGGUGUGAGUAACUGCCUGGUGCUUGCUUGUGCCAAGGUGCUAGGCACCCUCCAACCCUGCCAACUUUUGUGGCCUCCCAAAGCAUUCCUGUUACCAAAGAGGCUUCAUACCUGACCCUCACACCUCAGCGGACUUAAGUUUCCCCUCCAUGCCAUUGUUUUCAGUGGUUAAUUCUUAGAGGAGAGCCAUUGGCCACGAUAUCAAUUUUAAAUGUACAUAGCAUUUAUAAUCGUAAGUUACCUGCUUUCUUGACUUUUGGAUUUGCUACCACAAGUCCCCAAAGUAUUAAUGCGCUUCCCUUUUUCUUCUCUCAAACUCUUAGUUGUAUCUUAUUUUUUAAAAUGCAUUUUCAUGAAAGACUGUCACCUCAGAAAGUAACAGGUCCUGGCAUUAGCAUGUGGCACAACUUUUUCUCCCUAGCUGGCAAAAUGUUUCCCCUUUGGUUUCCUCCUACUUUGCCAUUAUUAUAGUACGAGAUUAUUUUUCCUGACCAUAUCCUUCUGCCUUUGUCCCCCAAGCAAUGCCCUACUUCUCCUUACUCUUUCCUUGUAGUUGAAGGGGGUACUAGAGAAUCAGGACUAAAAGUAAGGAAAAAGCAGGGUUUUGAGCAUCCUUGUCCCAGCACCAAAGCUGAGGGAAUAAGAAGAAAUGCUUGAAAUAGCCUUAACUCUAGAGUUCACCAGCCACUGAGGCUGUUUGUGUUGUUCCUUUUGAUUUUUAAAACGUAUCGCUGUCUGGCCAGGAGCAUUCAACCAUUUCUGGAUUAUUCAGAAUAAUGAGGGGAAUGGAUGGAUUGCUCCAGUCCACAGAUGAGCCAAAUAAUAUGCAAAUCAUAUACCCAUUCAUCUCAUUUGUUAACAUUGCUUCCCUGCUCAGCUGCUGAUUGAAUUCUGUGUGCUUGUAUAAAUUAUGUCAAAAAUUAUACUGCACAGUCAAGAAGACAGCUGUUGCUGCAGUGACGUGACAGACUAGAACAAUGAAGCUUUUGGUUUAAGUCAUCCAGGAAAGUCCUUCUGAAUGGUGUUGUGAUUGGGUAAGAACUUAUAACCCAUACCUCAAGUGGUUGGAAGGUUUAUCUCCAUCUUCCUUUGCUCUCUCCCUGAAGGAAUUAGAGACCUAAAUCAAAUGCUAGGUAAUUGACAGUUGCUAAUACUUAAUCCGAUGGGCAUCGAAAAGAAAGGAAGGGUGGUGAGGGAACAGAUUUGUCAUACAGGUAACCAAGGAUAUCAAUUAGAAUAGACAAGAAUAGGACAAAAGAGGUCAGAGGCCCUGAGGAGGUGAUUGUGUCUCUCAAAUUGCAGCUAAGAAAAUGACAGUCUAUCCAUGUUGCUAGUGUGUACCUCCCAGUAGCAGUGGGCAUGUAAACUGCAGUUACUAUAUUUUUUAAAUCAAAAAUCUAUCAUGUGCACAAAGAACACAACAGAAUAUUUGGUACUGUACUGUAGGUCCUGAGAGAUCCUAGGGCAUGUGGCUGCUGUGGUCGUAAGUAAUAUUUUAGACAUUAGUCAAAAUCUGAUUUUCUUUUAACAGAAUAAUCCACUAGUAUCUAUUGCUCGUCACCACUUUAAUACAGUUCAUUCCAUUCAUCUUUUUUCUGUCCUUAGUUUAUUGAAUCAUGGUCCUGUACUAUCGCCAAAACAACUUUUGUUCUCUUUCUGCCUACCCCCAGCUGGUUCUGUAGGAAUGUAGGGAGCCAGAGGCCAAUACUGAUUUCAGGCCUCAGCACAAAGGGAGCCAGAUGCCUGCCUAUGCCUCUGGUAUUUGUCAGUGCUGGGUGACUGUCCUGGCCCUUGGAGAAUGGCAGCCUGAAACAGAAACCUGUUUUCAUAGAACUUUCUCUUCAGAAGGGUUAGUCAUGGCUAAGAACUCUUUUCUUUUUCCUUUUUUCUUUUGACUGAGCACUCAACCUAGGUCUCACAUUCUCAAAGUAUAUUUUUCCCAUGUUUAGUCCUCUGAAAACAUCUUUCUAACACUGAAUUUCUUCCAGUAAUCAGUGGUUUCCCUUACCACAGAAUGUAGCAGAGGUUUGCCAAACAGAGUCUACCAAGGCCAUUUUGAUCCCUAUGCUAGGCACAUGGCCCACCUGUUAAGAUCAGCUAUUGGGAAAGUCAGCCCAGAUGGAAACACCUGUUUUAAACCUGAAGAGCGCCAUAUCAUUUUUUCCUCCUUCAAAGAGCAAUCCAGUUUUGGUCUGCCCAAGGUUAGCAUUUGGCCCUGUGGUGCUCCUUAACAUUAAAAGUCUAGAUGGUCUUUGGCUGUCCCCUAGCAAUACCUACUUUACUGCUUUUUAUUGUUGAUGAAGGGUUGGUGCUGUUCCCAUAGCUUGGGCAAUUAGUUUAUUCUUAACUUUUCAUUUCUGUUGUGUAAUCACCCAGCCAGGCCAAAUCAUCCAGCCUUGGGGAAGGUUUUGGAGAUUUCAUCCCAUGAUUUUUUUGGGCCUAUGGUUUGGUCCAGCUCACCCAAGGUAUAGUGAGGUUCUGGGGAGUGAUUAUCUUUGCCCUUUUGGUUAAAAUUUGAGGAUCCAAAACACUACUUUGCAAUGACAUGAGAAUCCCAGGAAGAGGUAUAGCAGUCAUUAGAUUUCAAGUGUAGAAAUUGUUUCUCAUAGGUCAGGUCAAAGGAAAAAUCCAUUUAUAUCCAUGAGCCCAUCCUUUGAUUUAGAUUUUUAGAGUAAAAGUUCUAAUGUUGAGGUCUGUGGCAAGGCAGAGAGGAAAGGUCCAGACAGUAUUCCUGUUUCGUGCUAGCCUCACCCACUAGUCCUAAAAGUCAUGUUUUCAGAAGCAGAUGUUACCACUCUCACAACCAAGAGCAUAUGCUCCUGGUUGGGUGCCACUGUCCCCCUGCCCAAGUAAUCGUGAUGGAUUUGCAUUGAGUUGUCCAUAUUCUGUCCACAUUAAUGUAUACCAGCGUUUUAUUCAACAAAUAUUUUGGCCCUGAGGAUACAAGUUCAAAAAGAUGCAGUCCUGUCCUCAAAGAACUUUUGUCCUGGUGUGGGUGAGAACUGACCAUUAAAUGGUUUAGUGUAGUAAGUGCUAUGAACAGGGGUACACAUCUGAUUUGGGGUCACAGCCAACCGGCUGAUGUAAUUGGUGUAGUUCGUGGUCCUAGCAUAGGAGAGUGACAUUAGUUCAUACAUGGAAAAGACCUGUAUUCCUUGGGUGAACUGAGCUAACUGGUCUAUAAAAAGACUAUAAAAAGGUUUGUUUUUUUCCAGAAAAUAGUAUAGCUAAGGGUUACUUAGAAAUGCUGUGAUUACUGAGAGAAACAUUGAUAGGUUUUUAGGGGAGAUUGAGAACCCCUAAUUUUCGUCUCUUUUAGGCUCUUUGCCAAAGUAUUUAAUGGUAUAGUUAAUCAUUGCUUCUGGUAACAGGUCAGAAUUGGGAUCUUUCUUAAGGUCAGACUGUUUCUUUAUGGGGCUAGGCCCCACCGUAGGCUUCCCUAGAUCUACUGAAUCAAGAACUUGAGGUUUCCAUAUAAUUGACACAAAUCUGCUUAGAAAUCAUUGCCUUGCAGUGCUGAAUUUACAUUGCCCAGAAUAGAUGCUAAGUGUUAGUGGAUAGGCCCAAAGCCUUUUUAGCAUACCUCUUGUCUUUGGAAAGUAUUAACUAUGUUGCAGGUACAGUUAAAUAUUAUAUUAUUAUGGAUUCUGUAACAACUUUUUUUCCUCUAGGACAUUUUAUCAGACAUGCUGACAUUUUUUCAAUUUCUGAUUCCUUUUGGAGGGAUUAACAUGAGGCUGGCCUUGAGGCCAGGAAGAAGAAAAAAGUAUUUAUCUCUGCCUGAGUAAUUGAAAGGUGACUAACUUUGGAAGUUAGAAUUCCCAGAAAUUGAGUAACUGUUCUGGAAAGUUAAAAUGCGAAGUUUCUUUGGAUAGCCUCAUAAAAACAAUUCUAGCUUAUUUUUGCCUGUGCCGAACUUCUUGAAUUUUAAUCUACCUCAUCUUAUCUUCUUAGAGUUACUUUAACUUCUUGUCAUUGCCACUUUAAUAUGCUUGAUGUUGGUUAUUUUCUAAGAUGAAAUUUUUCCUUUUCAGUGACAGCAUGUUUUCUUGCCUUUUAAUCCUGAUGCUCAUUUCACCUAAUGUCAUCUAAUCACUCCUCUGUCAAAGAAAUAUUUUUAAAUAAUUUUAAAUCUUGGUUUGUGGGAAGAAAGUGAUCGUCCAAUGCUGCAGUAAGAGAGGAGUUAAAACAAGGUGGUGGGGGAGGUGAAUGGUGAUCAUCCCAGGAACCUGUACUGGAGGCAGCCGACAAGGAAAGAGCCAUUAAUUAAGACAAUUUCAAAGUCAACUGAUUGUGAUCAUUAAUGUCACAAUAGAUCAAAACCUAAUUAUCACAGCCUAAGUAAGAGCCAUCAGUAUUAAUCGGAAAAUCUAAUAGGAAACUAUUACCAAGAAAUUAGGCCAAAUUGAAUGCAGUGAACUUUUUAUCUUGUCAUUCUCUAUUUUUUUGUGAUGUCCCCUGGCAUUGACAGUAUGACCCUAAGAAUUGAUCCAGGCCCGGUCUUGAACUUUCUCACCACUUAGACUUGUCCAGUGUGAUCACAUGGUUAGUGAAGGAAAGUUUAUGCACAGGCCUUAGAAUGGUUGGUCCUUCUUGGAAAUGGAAUAUCCCUGGAGAUCAUUAUUCUGUGUGUGCUGAUAAAUUGUUCUUUGAGCUUCCGUUGUAUGUAGAAUCCUGCUGCAUGGCUGCUGUCAGGAAGUAGGGAAGAGAGAAGAGGCUUCCUGUCUAGAGAUUCUUUGAGAAGACCUGAAAAGUUUAAUCGUGUCCCAACACUCAUGAGGUUCAAAGUCAGUGUUUUGUAGUUUCCAGUAGCUUUAGCAUUUGAUUCUAAACCAGGCCUGGCUGUGGGUUUAUUCCCCUGUUUUAGGAUAAAGGACAUAAUGAUUUCCACCAGACUCCAGAGUAAACCCAAAGAAAAGGUAUCAGCUGUCUUACUUUUGCCUUGACAAGAAUUAUGCCUCUGGCAGGAGGAAAGAAUAUUAACAAGAGUAACGCUCAUCCUCUCCCCCUGGGUAGAAAAAUGGAUCACCACUUACAUCCUUAAUCUUGAGCUGUUUUUGAAGAUGCUGCAACUCUUGAAAUUGAGCAGAAGCAGAAAGGGAAGAGAUGCUGCCCUCUGAGUAUUGUGGGGAGGGAUGAGAAGCAGCAGGAUGGUGUUUGUGAUGCUGAGAUUCUGAACACUACUAGCUUAGUGCUACCACUGCUGCUGCUGCCACCACUCCCACCACCACUGUUGCUGUCCUUUCCCCACCAGUUGUGCAGCUGAGGGCACUGCCAAGACCACCAUGGGGGAAAUGGCUCUUACUCUUUCUGCUUGAGUGUAGUCUUGCUUCAUUAUGGAUUUUAGGGAUUUGGGUUACUCAAUACAGAAUUUUGAGAAAUGAUUUUUAGUCCUUCGCCUCUCAGGAUAGAUUUGAAAGAGUAUGAUGUAUAAAAUUUUGAAUUAAUGGGAGAUAGAAUUAGGAAUGAGGUUCAAGGGGGCUUUUCUUUACAAAAGAAUUCACAUCAGGGUUCUUGUGAAUAGGUAAUGCCCUUAAAGUUCAAAGUGUAAUUUUAUUUUUAAAACAUAUUAACACAUGACUUUCAGAAGUAGUUUGUUUCUCCAAGCCUCCUUGCUUUAUACUAAAUGAAGAGGCCCUCAGUUAAUACUUUGGAGUUGUUUGAGUUCUCUAGUUCGUAGGGUGAGGGUACCUACCAGUUUAGUUCUUUUCGUCCCCAACUGCACCCUGAGAAAUAAAAUGCUCUAGGAAGUGGAACAAGGUUUUAAGUGGAUGCUGACCAUUUCUGCCUACCUCCUCAACUGACUGACUCAUAAUGGCUGACCUUGGGCAAGUCACUCCUUUCAAUGCCUCAGUUCCCCAUCUGUCAGAUGGGGGUGAUAAUACUGACCUACCUCACAGGGGUGUUGUGAGGCAUUGUAAAUCAAAGCCAAUAAAAUACUUUAGGGUCCUUGAUAAAGGAUGCCUUGAGCUGAAGUCUAAGCCUGACACAGGCUUUAGUCCUUACUUUAGGGUCCUUGAUAAAGGAUGCCUUGAGCUGAAGUCUAAGCCUGACACAGGCUUUAGUCCUCACAUGGAGCUGUCUCCAAGGUUGGAACUGAGUGACCUUGGCAAAUCCUUUGCCCCCACCCCCACCCCUCAUCAAAGCUGCUAGUUCACAUGUUGACAGUGUUUUUGUGAAUGUUGGAGCCCAGACUAAACUUAGGAAGUUGUGGGGGAAGGCACUUAGUAUUUUCAAUGUCUUGCAUCCACAAAGAGAGGCUGUUUCAGAUCCAGGAGCAUUGGAUUAGGGAAUCGUGAGGCAGAGGUGCUACUGCUUGUUUCUCUUCUGAAGGUUGGGAAUUAAGGUCCCAUUCUCCCUGGGCUUGAAGCAGACUUAGUGUGUCCCAGGAGCAAAGCCACCCUCAAAGGUUUUGAUUUUCAUCAUUGUUGACCAUUCCCCGGACUGAUCCCAGAACAGCUGGGUCACUGCUCCCUUUUGUGGUAUCAGUACCCAAGCCUCCACCUCCUUACAGGAACCACCUGCUUCAAAAAACAACCAUCUCCUUCAUGUCCCACCACAUAAGAGCCACAUUGGGAAAUUUUUUUUUUUCUAGGAAUGUGUUUUAACACUCAAAAUUGGGCAUUGAUAUUCCUUAAAACUUCAUCUGGUUCACUGUAUUCAGUAUCUGUCAUCUCUUUCUCAGUGUCCACAGUCUGAACCUGACUUUGACCUUUUCUCCCUCCAGCUUGGGAACACUUUGGACACUGGAGCCUUACUCUUUCCAUCUCAGUUUAGGGGCUCAACCGACUCCUCUUCCCAAUAGGGCUCUCUUCUCCUUUCCUCUCCUUGGCCCUAGAUUUGUAACCCAUGAAAAGCACAAGGUCCUGGUCCCUUGGCUGUCACAUUUGGUUCUCUAUUUUGUGGACUCUGCUCCCAUUAUUUCCAGCUCUGGUCAUACCAGACAGUUCUGUGGAGUCCUGGAGUAUGGGGCGGGCACAGUCUGACAUCUUGCCAAGUAGUCAGGAGUUGACUUGCCCAUGGCCUGUUGGCCUCCCCACUACUUCCCACAAGAUGCUAUCUAAGAGGUCCAUGAGGUUGGGUUUCUUUCCACACCCUGUACCAUCCUGAGUAGCAAAUCAUACCUUGUAGCCAGAUUUCUAAAUGGAAAAUGGGCAAUUGAAUUCUCUAUGGAUUAUUUUGGUUUGUGGGGGAGUUUAGGUUGUGUUUCUUGAUUUUAUUUCAGCCAAACAUGUCUGCUUUUGAUUUUGUUAAAGGAUAAGUGAUAUAUAUAUAUGUUCAUCUUUUAAAUGUAAAUGUUUAAAAGUAGGCAUUUAUGUGUUUCCACAACUGACAUCCAAUGCAGACCUCAUGCUCUCCCCCUCUUCCACCCUCUUUUCCCUCUUUUCAUACUCUUGUAUUGGUUCUAAUAAAUGGUUGCUUUUCAAAUA
Messenger RNA from Choloepus didactylus (southern two-toed sloth), 9234 nucleotides. It is a transcript of the gene CBX5, whose product is annotated as chromobox 5. Gene Ontology annotation, cellular component: nucleus; pericentric heterochromatin. Bases 338 to 913 code for a protein of 191 amino acids. The transcript is spliced from 5 exons. The record is from RefSeq and is a predicted model, not a curated record. Gene Ontology annotation, molecular function: chromatin binding. NCBI's taxonomy places the organism in Eukaryota, Metazoa, Chordata, Mammalia, Pilosa, Megalonychidae. Gene Ontology annotation, biological process: chromatin organization; negative regulation of transcription by RNA polymerase II.